CUCGCGGGAGCCAAUUUCUCUCGGUCAGUCAGUCAGAGUCAAUCAAACGUUGCAGACACAACCCAUAAGCUGAGGAGCUUCCUCUGAUAGCUACUACCCAAACUUCACUGUACUCCGGUAUUCUUGUCUGAGUCAAUAUCCGCCUGCUUCAGGAAUCGAUUACGGUUUCGUUUGUCGCACGACGAAGAGAAUCGGCACAGCCAACUUGGAUUGGUGAUUAGUGAUAUCAGCUGAGAUUUUGUGGAUCGUCAGCAUCUUUAGCAGCCCUUAAUCAGUGCCAAGGAGCAACGAAACGGUUUCGUGAGUUUGUGAUUCAGUGCUACCCCACAGUCAGCCGUGGGGGUUUAUUUUUAGCCGAAAGAGCCGUGGCAAGUUGAUUUCGCUUUUUCGGCAUAUUCGCUAUUAAUUCGCUAAAAUUAGCGAAUUACUCGAUACUGUGAGAGCCUGGUCGGGUCGGGUGUGUGAGAGUGAUUUCGACGUUGUUGUUGGCUUGAAGCAAAUCGAUACCAGAUACCAUCAUCACCUAUCCGUCCAAUAUACGGAGCCAAGAAGAGGUGCCAAGAAGAGAUAUACUGACCGCAACGUGUGAACAAGUGAGCACUACGGGAGCGUCUACGCCUGAAUGACGCGUGAGUGACAACAGCAACAAAGUGUGCGGCUUGAAACUUCUGCAAUCAAUCGCCAGGCGACCGCCAGAUCGUCGGUGAGUGCCGCCAACUGUGUCUCAGUGCUUUUUGUCCGGAAAACGUGAUUUAGCCGUACGGCGGAAUUCCACAUGUAUAAAUUCUUCGUGAAUUCGAGCGUGAAAUACAUAAUAAAGUAGAGAGAAGGAAGAAGCGACUACAAGAUCAAGUUCAAAGUGUUCGGGCCAAGUUACAAGUGUGAGCUUGAUAGUCUAGUGUGUAGAGAAGAAGAAUCAGAAAAAUAGGUAAAAAUAAACGCAUACUGGGUACAGUGAGGGUCGAUUCUACCACCGAAUCCAACUAUCAUCCAACCGGUGCUUGUUUUUCGCUCGGAACGACCGAAAUAACUAAUUUCAUGUGUAAAUUCGCAAGCAAGAAGAACUCAAUCCUAACCGACAAUAAGAAACGCGUUCGACUAUUCUUCCGCAAGCCACGUUACACGCACUACUGCUCCGUUUGGUACAUCAUAGAAUCGGCAGCGGCUGCAGCGGAGGAAGAAACGGCCAACGGCGCGGAUCGAAGGGCACGGAUCAACUGAAGUUCUCCAUUCUCCACGGAGAACUUAAACUCCAAGACUCUCAAAACCCCCCAAACAAAAGUAUUCCAAACCUCCAAAACUUCUACGUAUACUCCAUUCCGCAAAGCUGCGAAGUUCUGCCGAAUCCGACGCCACAGUCCAGUGAGUGUUUUGUGUUUGUGUGGAAGUCCCAGGACCGGUUCGCGUUCCGUCCGGGUGAAGAGCUUUUACAUAACCCACCAAGUCACGCAGAGCAGUCGUAGUUGGCGUUGCGCCGCGGCAAGUGAGUGGAUAACUUUUGCCAAUCGUAGCAAGCUCCGUAGUUCGAGUCACAUGUGUGGCAAUGUGCCUGGUCGUCUGCGUUGAAGAAGAAUAGCCUACUGUGUCGAACUGAAGAAAAAUACCUGCGCGGCGGCAGUUUGUCGAGUGCGAAAUUCGAGAACAUCUCGUUCGGGGGUUCAAUCGAGCGUGUCAGUAAAUUUGCGGCGAGCAAAACAACAAGGACCUCAACCAGUGAUUCGCCGACGGAAGUGUGUUUGAAGCGGCAAACAGCACCACCAUGGAAGGCUAUUGGGAGGCAGCCAACGGUCACGCACCGCAUCCCGUCAAAUAUGAAAGUGAAGCAUCCGUGCCCGGGUAUUCGUAUUGCAACGAGCAGCUGAACUUCUCCACAACCAACACCAACUACAGCGAGGAUGACGCCGACUUUGCCCCGGGACGACGGGGAAAAACGUCUAGGCAAGAUCCGCUAUCACAUCGGAUAAUAGAGAAGCGGCGGCGCGAUCGGAUGAACUCCUGCCUGGCGGACCUGUCCCGUCUCAUCCCGCAGCAGUACAUGCGCAAGGGCCGCGGCCGCGUGGAGAAAACCGAAAUCAUCGAGAUGGCCAUCCGGCACCUGAAGAACCUCCAGAACCAGGAGUGCGCCCGGGAGAACUCCUGCAGCGAGCAGUACCGCGUAGGCUACCACGACUGUCUGACCGAGGCGGCCAAGUUCAUGCUGCGGGAGCGGGGCGAGGAGAUGUGCUACCGGAUGGUGGCCCACCUCAAGGAACACUGCAACGAGAUCAUGAAAGGUGAAAUGAUGAAGUCCCGGUGCGGUUCCGAGAUUCCAAACGGCGGCAGUCCAGUGUACCUGCACCCGGGUCCUCUGUCACAGCUCAGGGAUAUGCUAUCGUGUCCGUCUGAUAUCGAACACAGUAGCAAUGACCACCACGACGUGAAGGACCUGAGCUUCCGCAGCAACACCAACAGUAGCAGUAGUAAUCCACCACAGGCAGCGGUCAUUACUUCGACGGCACCAAACAGCGUGCAACAUCUGGACACCUCCAGCAAUCACUCGACGGUGGACUUCGAGGCAUCGUCACCUUCACGCAUUUCCACCAGUUCUACCAACGGCCAGUUGCAACACCUCUCCCAGGACACCAACAACAACAUCAACGCCCAGCACGAAAGUGUCCUGCGAACGAUCCGCAUGCGGAAGUUCUCCGAGACUUCACCCGAGCACGAACACAGCCACAAUAGCUACAAGUUCAAGAACUACAUCCAGCAGCGCUUUUCGCAGGACACUCAUGGUCACGAAAACGGUCACCUGUCGGAGAUGGCUCACAGUCCCUCGUCGGUUCACGAGGAUCAUCCGAUGUCCGAAGUACCUCCGCCGUCGGCCAUCUGCAAGGGUUUGGUGAAUGGGCUAGGACCUAAGAGUAGAACGGACAGUGCCACCGGCCAGACCAACGGAAGCGACGAGCCGCUGUCCCUGAAACGGAAGAUCUCCUCCGCGGAGCAGAGUUCGCCGGGACCGCAGGCGGUCCGGGACGACCGGGAAGACACCAAGAACGGCCUCACCGACAUCAAGAGUGAGCACGUGGCGAGAAGCGUUUACGCUUCGUACGCCGUGCCCGUCUUCGCCUGCCAUACCCAGGGUUUCUAUAUUCCACUGAACGUCAACUACGACAGUCUACUGCCAUACCUGAACGGAAUCGAUCUGUUCGGCAAGAGCUACCGGCAGAUGCCGCCGCUGCACCCGAUCAGCAUCAGCGUCAACUACGCCCCGGCCAGCCUGAUCAAGGCCGGCGCCGUCAACGGGCUGACUCCGGCCGGUAAGUCCACCCUUGUCGAAACCAUGGUCAACGGAUGCUAGAGGGACCUAACCCCUAAAUUUUUUGCUGCGUUUUGGCUCAAAUCGGAACCCGUGAAGGUUAGGAUCCGCGCCAUGAUUUGAACCUUUAUUGGUCAUGAAUGAUGUUAGAUUAUCCAAAAUACUUUGCCAUUGUGCUCCCCAGGGAGUUUUUAUCAGAAAAACAUAUCCAUCAAAUCCGUGCUCACAAGUCGUUUUCUAUUAGGUGAGCUGCAUCUCUCGGAAAAGUUUCGAAAACAAUCGUAAGGCCUACGUUUUUGUUUUGAAAUUUUGCCCAGACAUACAGUUUAGCAAUAGAAAGGACAGGUGAGCGCAGAUUUGAUGGUCGUUUUUUUCUAAUACUAACGGUCUGGGGAGCACCGUGACUUUGUGUUGCCUUAUUUUGAUGAAUACUUUUCCAAAAAAAAAAAUGCAUAACCGUAAAAGACGGCAACACUUUGAAAAAAAGAAAAUGCAUUUUUGCCAUUCACAAUAUGCAUUUGACCUAGUUUUUUUCCUAGAUAAUUUAUACGUAAAACACGCUAAUGGUUCUUGUAAUUGGAACUGAUUGGAAUGAUAUAAAAGCAUACUUAACCACAUGAAACUGUUUAGAAAACACAAAAUGCCAUUGUUAGGAAAGAAAAAUAAACAAAAUCAGUAGAUAACCUUAGUAACAACCCGCGAAAGUAAUAAAUUCCAUUUAAAAAAUUACCGCCGAAGCUUGAGAAAAAGAAGCAAACCAGCGCAGACAAGGAUAGAAGCAAGUAAACUAACAAACAAAGUAUGUGUAAUAUGUAUAUUUCAACUCAGGUAAACAAUAUUUGUAACAAA
Aedes aegypti (yellow fever mosquito) is the source of this 4144-nucleotide messenger RNA. It is a transcript of the gene cwo, whose product is annotated as transcription factor cwo. The transcript has 4 exons. Bases 1760 to 3337 code for a protein of 525 amino acids. The record is from RefSeq and is a predicted model, not a curated record. Gene Ontology annotation, cellular component: nucleus. NCBI's taxonomy places the organism in Eukaryota, Metazoa, Arthropoda, Insecta, Diptera, Culicidae. Gene Ontology annotation, biological process: regulation of circadian rhythm; anterior/posterior pattern specification; regulation of neurogenesis. Gene Ontology annotation, molecular function: protein dimerization activity; RNA polymerase II cis-regulatory region sequence-specific DNA binding; DNA-binding transcription factor activity, RNA polymerase II-specific.